GGAGACUGAAAUAAGAAACAGAAACUUAACAAGGAAAUGAAAGUGAUUAUUUGCCAUAGACUGUAAGGCAGGGCAGAGUGCCAAAAAGAAGGAAUAAUAUUCUUGUUUUCCAAAUUCUUUCAUAUAUCUCUAGAAAUAUAGUAAGAUAGAUGAGGGUGGCCCUGGGGGAGCUGCAUGGUCAUGGCAUUUCAUGUUUUGGGGUUGAGGGUUUGUUGCUUGGGUGUCUUUUUGUUUGUUUCCAGACAGCACUGGAACAAAUGCUUUUCACGAAGUGUCCUCUGGGCCAGCUCCUUUGUUCGUCGCACCAGAGCAAGGCAUUGCCUUGGGCUCUGUGCAGGUCUUAUCUAGUUUCUUAUUCCUCAGUGUGUUUGGCGAUAUUAACUAGAGAUUUCAAUCCACAGUGAGAUGAAAGCUAUGGAUGGGUUAACAAUGAAUGAUAAAUAUUCAUAUAUCUUGUACCUCUUAUACCUUUGAGAAAGCUGUUUCCCAGUGGAUGGAGGUGGGUGCAGUUUCUGAGAGUUCUUUGUUAAGCCCCCGUGCGUGUGGCUCUUCUGUCUUUGGGAGCGUGAGGAGCGCUGUAGUGCUUCAGCCCCUGGGUGCACCCCUGGAGACUCCACAUCCUAUUUCUUUUACGGUUGAUCUAGGACCAGUUACAGAAGUGGAUCCGUGGCAAUGUGAGUGCAUGUGCCAGCUCGCUUUUCAUAUUUGACGAGAUGGAUAAGUUGCACCCUGGGGUCAUCGACGCAAUCAAACCAUUUCUCGACUACUACGAGCAGGUUGAUGGGGUGUCUUACCGCAAGGCCAUCUUCAUCUUUCUCAGCAACGCGGGUGGGGACCUCAUAACUAAGACGGCUCUCGACUUUUGGCGGGCAGGAAGAAAGAGGGAAGACAUUCAGCUGAAGGACCUGGAACCUGUGCUGUCUGUCGGAGUCUUCAAUAAUAAACACAGUGGCCUGUGGCACAGUGGACUGAUUGAUAGAAACCUCAUCGAUUACUUUAUCCCCUUCCUGCCCCUGGAGUACAGACAUGUGAAAAUGUGUGUGAGGGCAGAAAUGAGGGCCCGCGGCUCUGCUGUAGAUGAAGACAUUGUCACAAAGGUGACAGAGGAAAUGACCUUUUUCCCCAAAGAUGAGAAAAUCUACUCAGACAAGGGCUGCAAGACUGUGCAGUCGCGGCUAGAUUUCCACUGAGCUCUUGUCCAGAUGGGGUAAGGGCAGCUGGGAAGGUCAGCACACCAGGGCCUUGACUUUCGGAAGCAAUUUGAAGACCUCUUUGGGGUUUUGCAUAUUUGCACCUGUGGACUUUCAGGAUAUUGACGAUUCUAAGACUUGCCUUUUGAAAAGAUGCUCAUCUGUCAAGUGCACUUUCAUUUUGCAGCACGACAGCAGUCCAACUGUUAAUUGCAGUUGAAGAUGAACUUGUAAAAACUCAUUUACACUUACCGAUACUGCCUGGACAAAAGUGCCUGAAAACAGCUGUGUGUGGGAGGCCUGAGGAUUGUUUCUGACCCAUAGUAUUCAUACCUCAGGAGCUGCUGUUACGACUCCGGGCUCAAGGGGCCACUGCAGUCUGGGAGCAUUAGGCUUUCACCUGCCAAAAACAUCUUCUACUCUGUUUCUUUUUCUUGCACAGAGAGCAUUCACUGACUUGAAGUAUUUUCAGUUAAAAUCCGGGGCGCCUGCAGGUGUGGACAGUAUCCCGGGGGAGGACGUGGCCCUGCACAUUGAGCACUCUUGACCUGGGGUGAGCUGUCUGCAUGUGGGAUGGAAUCUCCAUCCGAGGCCUCAGCGGCAGCCUGGGACAGAUGGGACCUUUCCCUUUGUCCAUUUGCUCUGGCUACUGGUCAUAGCCCUGGCCGUGGACUUCCCUCGCCCAUCCCUCACUGGGUAUCCGUGCCAGCCUUCUUCACACC
Molecule: messenger RNA, 1912 nt
Organism: Galeopterus variegatus (Sunda flying lemur)
Lineage: Eukaryota; Metazoa; Chordata; Mammalia; Dermoptera; Cynocephalidae
Gene: TOR1B
Product: torsin family 1, member B (torsin B)
Exons: 3
Coding region: 714-1190 (158 amino acids)
Biological process (GO): protein localization to nucleus; nuclear membrane organization
Cellular component (GO): nuclear envelope; endoplasmic reticulum lumen
Molecular function (GO): ATP hydrolysis activity; kinesin binding; ATP binding
Source: RefSeq, a predicted model, not a curated record